AAGGUUGUGGGAUUAUGCUGCAACUGGUGAACGAAUGGUAAAGGCUGGAUGUGUUUCCCGUUUGCUUGAGGAAAUAUUUUUUUUCUCUUGUUUUUUAAACAUCUAAGAGGUCUGAAUGGUGGACUCUGGGUCUGGGAACCAAGCAGAGCUGCAUGAUGGUGGACAGCCUGUUUUCUUGAGUGCCUUGCCAGACUAUAAUUUGGGACCACUAGACUCGUCCCCCAGUAUGAAGGUGAAAUGGACCAAACUGGGCAUGGUCUUCUUCCUCCUACUGUCUUUAACCAUGACUGGCUGUUUCAUAUGGCAGUACAGGCUUCCUAAAGCAAAACCAGUGGCUGAAAGUAAAGUCCAAGAGGUAAAAGAGGAAAAGCUGUGCCCACGUUUUCCAGAACCAGCACCCCUGGAGCAUCCCAUUCCAGUCCUUAUGGAGGCUUUGGAAAAGGUUGAUGCUCUUUUGAGGAACAGCAUUGAUAUGACACGACUGCCAGCAAUCUCAGCCAUUGUCAUAUAUAAUGACUCAGUGCUGUGGAAUGGAAACUUCGGCAGAAGAAAUGCUAGUGACCCAGAGUCCCCCCCACCCAACGAGUACACAGUCUACAGAAUCGCCAGUCUGUCUAAGAUCUUCCCCACGCUGAUGCUGUAUAAGCUGUGGGAGGAAGGCAGAGUGGGCUCUCUGGAUGACCCUCUGGAGAAGUAUAUGAAGAACUUCACCAUUAAGAACCCCCUGGGGAAAAAGAGAGCUCCAGAACCAAAAUCCUUAGAUGGAGGGCAAUUCAAGAGCAGUGGGGAGACGCCAUUCCGCACUCCCUCUGUCACUCUCAGAAGAAUGGCUAGCCAACUAUCAGGCUUACCCAGGCGACUCAGAGGAACAUCUCUUCUCUGGAAUGGCGAAACUCAGGCUGCGAUUGAUUUGUUACAGGACGAUGUUCUUGUGGCAGACCCAGGAACAAAAUGCCACUACAGUAACCUGGCCUACUCCCUGCUGGCCCACGUUAUGGCAGAAGAGGUAACAGGAACCGAUUACCAGAGCUGGCUGGCUAAAAAUAUCCUGCAGCCAUUAGGCAUGGAGGACACCAGCUUUGACAUCACCACAGACACUGAGCACCAGAUGGCAGUGGGCGUUUACUCGAGUGGACAGCCUGCGCCCCUCUACGACCUUGGCUGGUACCGGCCCUCGGGGCAGAUGUACUCCACAGCAGCUGACAUGGCCAAGUUGAUGAUGGUUCUUCUGGGGGCGUACAACCGCCAAGUGCUCCGGGAGGACACCCUCAAGACCAUGCUGACCCCUCUCCUCCGCUGUGACGCCAGCUACUUUGCAAACCAAACAGGAACACCUUGGGAGAUAAACGAACAGCUGGAGUAUAAGAUCAUCCGUAAAGAUGGAGAUUUGGACGGCUACUCGGCCACCCUGUCUCUCGUCCCCCGUCUAAAGCUGGGCCUAGUCAUUCUGAUGGCUGGUACCAAGCCUGCCAACAAGGACCUCGUGGCCACAGCCUACAGCUACCUCAUCCCUGCCAUGGAGCGUGCCUUCAGGGAUGCACCCCGUGUCCUUAUUCCUCCUCCUGAUCCGACUCCCUACGUGGGCUACUUCACCUACAGCAACAUCACCUUCUAUGAGAUUAAGGCUGGCUCAGAAGGGCUGCUGUCUAUGCAGCAGUUCGGACCAGAGGUGGAUGCAAUGAUCCCUCUGAAGUACAGAACUUGGAAGCUGAGUUAUUUAGAAGACAGGGUGUUCCGGGUGGUCUUUGAGAAGGAGUACCCAUGUGAGUUCAAAGUCAGUAGUGCUUCCAUUUCAUUGGAAUCCCAAGACAGACAGCUGUUUAACUUUUACAGCUUUAGCAAAAAAGAGCUUUCACCUGGAUUUGAUGCUCCAGGCUUGAACACUUACAAAGUGAUGCGAAUACCAAACAAACCAAUUUUUACCUAUUGAGGCUGCUAUGUAUGGGUAUCGAUGUUCAGUCAGAAUAUGUGAUCUGAGAUUGGCUGAAAUGUCUCUGAUUAGCCAAUCCUGUGAGCGGAUCAAAUCAUUUUCGGGAGUAAAUGAUUACAGCAACUCGGUGUAGCGCUCACUGUAGGGUCUCCUCACUCACAGCAAGUUGCAGUUUUUCAUUUUAUAAAUCUAUAGAGCUUGUGCACAGUUGAAGAUGCUUUGUUUGUUUGUUUGGAUUUUUUGUUGUUGCAUAAUGCGCCUUGUGAAAAAAGCAGAGUUAAGUUUUUUAACACCUCUAACUGGAUACCCCUCUUUAGAAAAAAAAUAACAGUGCACAGUUCUUCGAUCUGCGUAGUAAGGUCGACAUAAAAGUCAAUGCCUCCCACUGAACACAGUUAAAUUCUUAUGUGCUGAAUACAUUUUUAAGCAAAAUUAUGGACUUUAAAUGUAUUAGCAAUGUAUUUUUAAACAAUAUUAUUAUAUGUAUUAUCUUAUAUGCAUUUUGGAAUCUUAAUUGAAAGUGCCUUGAUUAUAUUGUCACAUAGUUCAAUAGGUCAGGUGUGGGAGAAGAUUAUAGAGUGGUUUGUGUUCAGGUUGCAAGCGUAUGUAUGUGUAUCUUGGGCAUGUACCAUGUUGUAUCUUGGGCUCUGUGUUUUUUUAUUGCAACAUGAUUGUAUGGAAAUGAACAUAGCAAUAAAGUAUUUUGUAAAACUG
Messenger RNA from Astyanax mexicanus (Mexican tetra), 2644 nucleotides. It is a transcript of the gene lactbl1a, whose product is annotated as lactamase, beta-like 1a. The record is from RefSeq and is a predicted model, not a curated record. The transcript is spliced from 7 exons. NCBI's taxonomy places the organism in Eukaryota, Metazoa, Chordata, Actinopteri, Characiformes, Acestrorhamphidae. The coding region runs from base 116 to 1930 and encodes 604 amino acids.